Molecule: messenger RNA, 2527 nt
Organism: Aricia agestis (brown argus)
Lineage: Eukaryota; Metazoa; Arthropoda; Insecta; Lepidoptera; Lycaenidae
Exons: 9
Coding region: 167-2371 (734 amino acids)
Biological process (GO): triglyceride biosynthetic process
Cellular component (GO): plasma membrane
Molecular function (GO): long-chain-alcohol O-fatty-acyltransferase activity; diacylglycerol O-acyltransferase activity
Source: RefSeq, a predicted model, not a curated record
AUAGUGCGGUCACUCGAUGGCUGGCAACGCCGACACGCGUACGUUGUUUGGGUGUUAGUGGAGGUGUGUAGUGCAACAUAACCCAUAUGAUAACGGACCAAAGUCCAAUUUGCAUUGAUGCAACACGCUGCAUAGGUUUUACGUAGGUCUCAGUUGACCAGCCGAGAUGGACCCCCGCAGCAUCCGCGCUCGUAUCGUGGGCGAGGUCUACACAUGUUUGGCGUUCUGGUUGACUGUUUCGGCCCUGCCCGCGCUGGCCUUCUCCUAUAUCGUUGUAAGAUUCAGCAAGAACCUGUGGCUGAAAAUAUUGUCCAGUAGAUAUCCCAACCUAGAGUUCAUCAGGACUGUCACUAUACGCGCACUUCUGGACACACACAGAAAUCAAGGAAUUAUCAAUGUUUUACUUUGUGUCAAAGGUGGACUAAACGAGGACGCGAUACGUCACCAGCUAGCCCAGCACCUGAUAGACCGGCGAGACGAGCGCGGGGGGCUGGUGUUCCCCCGCCUGCGCCACGUGCUCGUGUCCACGUGGGGCAACUACGCCUGGGACGCCAACGUACCCUUCAGACUGGAGAACCACUUCAUCGUCGCCAACGGCAUACACCGAGGCCGCCCCGUCAGUGAUAGCAAUAUUCAGGAGUAUGUAAGCGAUAAAAUAUCCAAAUAUUUCCCACCGGACCAGCCGCCGUGGCAGUACAUAAUCAUACCCUGCGUCUCGCUGGACCCCAAAUAUUAUGUCCUGGUAAGGGUUCACCAUUUGCUACUAACCGGCAAGGGAUCCCUUAAUAUUGGCGAUAUGUUACUUUUAGAACAAACGUCGAACCAAGUGGAGGAUUUGGAUUACUACCAGAAAAGUCCUCUGGGGAAGUUGUUCCCCCAGCCGUCGGCUAUACCGGAACUGUGGGGUAAAUUGAACGAGACGAUGUCCAAUAUUUGGAAUGAGUUUAUAUCGGAGUACGAUCCGAUCGAGAGCCCGUGCGCGAUGAAAUCGCUGCCUGGAGCGUUUCAUGUCGCUGGAAUAGUGCUCAUAUCUGCUGCGAGCGCUCUAAGAGAGUUGAAGAAGAAGAGAGCUAGCAAUCGCGACACGCACCCGACACUCACGGCUACUAAAUUUAUAGCGGCAGUUAAACGAGAGUGCAAGAAGAGAAGUCUAAACGCACCUAAGCUUCUACUGGCACCUCUAGUAACUGUGGACCCAAGAAAAUGGCCAAGGAAACUGUUUAAGACAACAGUCUCAACGGCGUACUCCAUAGUUACUCUACCGUUUAAGAUACGUGAUGAGCUCACAGCUCUCUAUGAUCUCAGAUUUAAGGGAGAAGUGAAACAAAUGAAUACCCUCACAUGGAAGUACGGAGAGCUAGGGCAGUUAUGGAUAAAGGCAACUGUAGAGACUUGGAGAUAUCUCAUUGAAGCGUAUAGAGCACCAGCCCAGUUAUGGUCUGAUGCGAUGAGGAAUGAUACUGGAAAACAGCACAUGUUACAAACUAUUUCGCUUUGUGGACGAAAGGCUAUAUCAUGGUCGAAACCAAUUUCUAGGGCCAGUAUGGAGAGGGCAGCGCGCGCUUUAGGCGUGACGUCAACUGACAUAGCGUUGUACGCUGCCACGGAGUCUUUGAGGGCGUUCUUCGAGCAAGCGCAGAGCGACACGCCCGAGAACGUCCUCGUCACUGCUCGCGCCGCCACCGAAGACUUCCUGUACACAUUCUCAGAGGGCAACGGGAAGAGAUUCAAGAAGGACCACACUGGAGGUAUGGUGUGCCUGUCCCUGCCAAUCGGAGCUUCGCCUCGCCGCAUCGCUGCCGUCAUAGACGAAGCCUGCAAGCGACAGAAAGGUUUAGCAGCCCUUUGGGCCGCGCAAACCAACUGCGGAGCUCUCACUAGAUCGGUCCCUUCGCCCUUCGCUCGUCUAACUCUGAACAUGCUGUCGAGGAGAUACGCGGUCUCGUAUGCAGAAAUAAACGCACCAAUAAACGGAGAGAGAAAGACUACACUAUGGCGUCAGACUGUAGAAGAUGUGUUAUAUUGGAGACCCCCUCAAGCUAAUAUAAGUAUGUCUCUAACAAUAAUCCAGUACGCGGAUACGGUGCGACUCGCUGUAAUGACGGACGCUCGACUGGCGCCCGCGCACACCGUGCCGAGCGCGCGCUGGCCCGCCGCUGUCCUACAACUACUGGACAGAAUAGAGAGGAUAGCUGCACAGUCGCAGCAGGAACAACAGCUGACAGAACAACGAGUAAUAGAAGAGCAGCUGACAGAACCACAAGAAACAGAACCAGAACCGACAGAACGUACAUUUGACUCGCUGCGACCCCCUAACGUUCAAGCCGUGAGCCCUCCGCCCACACCACAAUCAGCUGACGAGUUUGCGUAACUCUGUUCUUACUUUUUGAGCAGCGAACUUGUUGUGUCAGAUAAAAUAAUUCAAACUGUAUAAUUUAUUGCUUAAUUUGUUUGUCAAAAAACCAAAAUGUGGCAGGUCUAGCUGUAUAAACUACCUAUAAACCUAAUUAAAUAGUGUUCACUUGUG